AUGUUUGGAGACAAGAGUAAAGAGCCUACGGAGAUUUACCUCCAGAACGAAAGAAUAGAUAGGGAUAAGCUACCGAAGUUCACUAGAGCACAGCUUCUGUCUUAUAAUGGCACCACGAAGAAAGAAUUAUAUGUAGCCAUUAGAGGCAACAUAUUUGACGUAACAGAGAAUACCAAGAGUUACGGACCAGGCAAGGCGUAUAACAAGCUUGUGGGAAAAGAUUCGAGCAGAUUGCUUGGUUUGAAUAAAUUGCAACUUAAAGAUACUGAUGGUAAUCCUGAGAAUUCAUGGGAUAUUUCGGGGUUGGACGAGAAGCAAUUGAAAAUUGUGGAUGACUGGAUCGAGUUCUUCAAGAUGAGAUACCCCAUUGUCGGUAUAGUUUCGGAUGAGUGA
Molecule: messenger RNA, 393 nt
Organism: Lodderomyces elongisporus
Lineage: Eukaryota; Fungi; Ascomycota; Pichiomycetes; Serinales; Debaryomycetaceae
Exons: 1
Coding region: 1-393 (130 amino acids)
Cellular component (GO): endomembrane system; membrane
Source: RefSeq, a predicted model, not a curated record